Messenger RNA from Asparagus officinalis (garden asparagus), 834 nucleotides. RefSeq names its product protein PHLOEM PROTEIN 2-LIKE A1-like. The record is from RefSeq and is a predicted model, not a curated record. The transcript is spliced from 3 exons. NCBI's taxonomy places the organism in Eukaryota, Viridiplantae, Streptophyta, Magnoliopsida, Asparagales, Asparagaceae. Bases 63 to 641 code for a protein of 192 amino acids.
CAAACUGAGAGCUUUAAGAACAACAGCUAGCAAGAGGAAGCAACAAGUCAUUAAGAAAUAAAAUGGCGAAUGUUGAGGCUAUCUUUGAGCAAGCUGAACUCAUAUCUGCGGAAGACCUUCAUCAACUAUUUGUUCAAAGCAAGCCGUUAACCAACAACAGUGGAAUGAGAAUUUUAAAAGAGGAUUCCUCCGGCUACAAAAGCUUGAUGAUGUAUGCAAGAAGCCUUUCAGUUACAUGGGGCAAUGACCCGAGAUACUGGAGGUGGCUUUCGUUAGAAAACGAUAUAGACGUGGAAGUUGCGCAACUAUUAGACGUAUGCUGGCUCGAAGUGAGAGGAAACACUCCAAUGAAGAACUUAGAAGCAGGGCAAAAGUACGAAGUGAUGUUUGUGUUGAUGUUUCUUGAUCCAUCAGGGUUAGAGCCCAAAGCAACAUUCCAACUUGUAGCGAAUGGUGAGACAUGGGAGAGGAAGCUGAGCCUUCAAAACCUUCAACCAAAGCAAUGGGUGAAGGUGAAGAUUGGCGAGUUUGUUGCUAAAGAAGAUGGUGGUGAUGUUAUCUUCUCCCUUACGAACUAUGAAGAACUCAAUUGGAAGAGAGGGCUCAUUGUUGAAGGUGUUCUUAUUGAACAGCGUGUUUGAGGGUAAAUGCUAAAUAUAUAGCCAAUUCAGCACUUUAUCCUUACGUAUGUGUGAAAAUAAAAGAGAGGAAGGUUAUUCCUUUCUAAGUUUGCAAGUGUGUGCUCGUAAUUUUCAGCGAAAAAAAUAACAUGUUAAUUUGUAGUGUGUUUAAAAGCAUUGUAAUGGGUCAGUAGAUUCUCAGAAUAAAGUUCAA